UGCCAGCUUGCUUAUUUUAUGCUUUAGUUGCUUUACUCGUACGCGUGUUGUUAGUCAAUGGACUGCUUGGUCAAGAAAAUACAAUAUACAUAACAUACGAAGUAGAUAAAUAAACUGCCGUACAUUAUUGUUUAUACUGUAAACGCCUAUAGACCUGAGACGCUUCGGUGAUAAUGUAAGAGUGACAGUCGUGAAAAAUAAAAUAUUUUUUGUGUAAUACUGAUUGUUUCACAUAGUUUCGAGUACCGCCACAUAAAAAUUGUGAUGGGUGAACUGAACACUCGCGAUAUUGAAAAGCAAUAUGUACGAAGCGGGAUAAACAUUGCGAGUUCGUGAUCAUCAGUUAGAAUGCAAGACGAGUGUUCGGAAUCGAAGAGGAACUUCGAGCGGAGGCCUACGAAAGUACUGAAGAUAGCGGAGAGUUUUACAAACUUAGACGAGACAGCCAAGGCUGGUCGAUUUGUGAGGGGUCCGAACUCAAAGUUCGGAAGGAGGUUUCAGGAGAAUGGCGGGCGAAGUAGACAUGGGUGUUGUGAUGAUGAUUGUGCGGAGUCAAGUGUCAGUGAUGGUGAGAAACUCGGUGAUCGCAGAGUGACCGGGUCCUCGUGCACAGCGCUCAGGACCGCGGUCGCAGCUCUAUACCCUUUCGACGACUUUAUACUAGAAAAGAUCGGUGCUGGCUUCUUCUCAGAAGUAUUCAAAGUGACUCACAAGACAUCAGGGAAAGUGAUGGUGUUGAAGAUGAACCAGCAGCGAGCCAACAGGAACAACAUGCUGAGGGAAGUCCAGCUCAUGAACAAACUGAAACAUCCUAAUAUAUUAGGAUUUAUGGGUGUCUGUGUACACGAAGGUCAAUUACAUGCUCUGACUGAAUACAUGGAGGGGGGGUCGCUGGAGCAACUCAUACUGGGUCUCCCUCCGGAGCCACUGCCGCAGUCCUUGAGGAUAUCACUGGCCGCAGAUAUGGCCGAGGGGUUGUUGUACCUCCACUCAUUAGGAGUCUUCCAUAGGGAUCUUACAGCUAAGAACGUAUUAUUAAAGAAGAGAUUCGAUGGUGAAUACACAGCCGUUGUCGCUGACUUCGGUCUGGCGGCAAAAAUACCGCAUCCACUUAACGGUUACCGCCUGCCGAGCGUUGGCUCGCCGUGGUGGAUGUCGCCGGAGUGUCUCCGGGGCAGGUGGUACGACAACAGGUCGGACAUCUUCUCGUACGGGAUCAUCCUGUGCCAGCUGAUCGCCAGGGUGGACGCAGACCCUGACGUGUUGCCUCGGACGGACAACUUCGGUCUCAACUACAUGGCCUUUGUAGAACUGUGUGACGAAGACACCGUGCCGGACUUCCUGAGGCUAGCCUUUAACUGUUGCAUUUACGAACCUAAAGCGCGUCCGUUGUUCGACGAGAUAGUGAGCAAGUUGAACGAAGUGAAGGAGGGCCUGGACGACGCCGCCUGGGACACCAGCACCGGCAGCGGCUCCGGCGCCAGCGACGACUACGACUGCUCCGGCCCCCGCUCCUGCCCCGGGCUCACCGCCUGGCGCCGCCCGCACGCACACACGCACGGGCACGCGAGGAGCGACAAGGGCGCUGCACACCGCCGUUCACUGUCGGAGCUGGAGUGGGCUUGGCGCGCCGGCGGGGGCUGCGGCGCUGCGCCCCCACACCGCUCGGCCUCCGCACUAGCGGGCGCGCCGCCCACGCCGCCCGCCCCUCCCCGCCUCGCCCGUCUUCAUCGCCUGGCUCAUAUCAUGCUCCUGCGAGACACUCACGCGGCGCCCACGCCCGCCCGCCGCGCGCUCCACACCUUCCGCGGAGUGCACAAGAUACUGGAGCACUCGCCGGCCGGCCGAUGCUCGUCGGGCGACCCGCCCCCCGUGCCGCCUUCGGCCUCGGAGCCCCGGCGUGCCUCUCUGCCUCCGUCCCCGGUGGGCGGGCGCCGCGAGCGCGCGCCGUCCGCGGAGCCUCCUCCCCCCCGGAACGAGUGCUCGGAGCUCCGCCGGCGCGGCUCGUGCGAGAGCGGUAUCUUCUCGGUGGCCAACGAGGACCUGUGCGCUCCGUCCCCCCGCGGCGCCGUGUGUCCGUGCGCGCUGGUCGGCUGCCACCGCUGCUGGUGGUGGCGCCGCGACCUGACCGUGCAGUCCGCCGCGGACGAGGAUUCGGAUCCGGAGCGCGCGCGCUCGCGGGCCUGCGCCGACUGCCUGCUCGCGUACGACCGCCUGCUGAGACGCCGCCCGCCCGCGCCGCCCGAUGACUCCGCCCUAUCCACCACCGUCAGCUCGCUGAGAAGUCUGGAUGACGCGGAGGAGGCGGACGCCGAGGGCUGGGCGGGCGUGCUAUGCGAGGGCGGGGACUGCCGCUCGGAGGAGCGCGAGGUGCACGUGCUGGCGCGCUGCUGCUGCGUGCGGCGCGGGGAGUGCGAGCGCGCCCUGGCCGCCUUCCCCGCCCACCUUCUGUGCGCCGCCCAGCGCUCCUCCAGCGUAUACACGGACAGCUCCGAGGACGUGGCGUCGCUCGGCUCGGACGGCGUGUACGACGAGCGCGCGCCGCGUCACGCUCGCUCCGCACAGAUCGCCAAGAUCGUGGAGUACUUCGAGCGGAAGGGUGCGGAGUUCCGCUGCGAGCGCGUGUCGGGCGGGCGGCUGGUGGUGGUGGACGGGCGCCGCCUCACCGUGUGCGAGGGCGCGGUCCGCUCCAAGCUGCCGCUGUUCGACAAGCGCUCGUAGCGACGCGGGUACGAGCUCGAGCGCCGCAGCUCCAUCUACCGGUGACGCGCUCGUUCUCGACCGUAACGAAGAUCGGACGUUCCGAAACGAGGACCUCUUCCUUACUUAACUAGUUAUGUGAAUACGUUUUAGACUAAUUACUUUUACAUAUUUAUGUUUUGUAUACAGUAUUAUAUCGUUACUUGCCGGUUUAUAUAAGUUUGUAAAUAACUUUUCGUGUUAUGUAUAAGUUUGAACUGUCAUAAUAACCUGCUACCGCGGCGGGACGGCGGCGGACGACCGCUGAGCUCGCUCGGUCACUUAAUGUAUAUAAUAUGAUACGUACUUCGGAUCGAUAGAGACAUAUUUCUUUUUAUUUCUUAUUAAAAUCUUUUCAUAUACCAAUUAUUUAUCGCGUGAUCAAAUCCAUCGCUACGUGUAUACUAUACUAUACUAUACUAUCGCAGGUCGAGUACGUCCCUGAAACUGAAUUAUAAAUUAUAAAAUAUAAAAUUAUAUACGACUCGUCUCUUAUCAGAGUGAGAGAGCUUGGAACUCCGUCUUUAGAACGAGAUUAAAUUAUUUACAUAUGACGUCACGGAAAUAGUCGAAGCGUGCCCUGCGAGGAAUAUGCCAAAACCAACAAACACGUUUUAUAAUAUCAAUACAAAUUAUAUGUGUCAAAUAUAUCCAAAGGAUGCGUGAGGAAUGUUAUUUAUACUAUAUUGAUCAGUGUGGCGAGUUGUGUUCUGUGUCACCAAACUUGACACACGUCACCUGUCACCUGUCAUUAAAGCCGACGACUUGUCAGAAUAACCGCUUUUAAUGUAACAAUAUAUUUUUGUAAAUGUGAAUGUAACACAGCAGACAGAAUAUAUCAUCAGGGUAUAGACUUCGUUGUAAAUAAAACGAUUGAUAAUAACUCCUAUUAUUGUAGAAAACGAAAUAAUAUCAGUGCCAAAUAGAAAUGAAGGUAUGGAGAACUAUGAAUAUUAGGUCGUUGAAACAAGGAAAAACAAAGAAGGAACAGUGACCAGUGAGAUUGAUGACUGUCGUUCGUCUUAGUUUUAAAUAUACACGAUCGAACACUAGUAGUAUUGACGACAUUUUGUUUUUUAUUUUUUUAUAUAAGAGCAAUUGUUUGUCCGUCCAGAGCGAGCGAUGUCGGAUUAUAUUCUAUGUAUUUAGAGUUUCGUGUCUAGUCGACUUAAAAAAUUUAAUCAUUUUAUUAUGAAGAACUGUUUGAUUAUAAAUAAAAUUAAUUAAUCAAUCUAUGUCGGUGCAAUCAUGAUUAUCCACUGAACAGUUGAAUGCCUUCUAUGAUUUUAUUCAGCCCUCGUUCACUUCAUUUAUAUAAAUAUAUUUGUCAAAUGUACCUGUUAAAAAUACGCCGAUAGUUUUUAGUGCAAUAGUUCACUUGACUGAUGCUAUGUCUUUGAAGGAAUGUCCAGUUUAUUGUCAGUGAGACUUGUUUGUGACUAUUUGAGCCAUAUAAACGUAUGAUUCUCUCAAAGGCAUAGCUUGUGUGACUGUUUGUCCGAUGCUAAUAUAAAAUGUAUAUCAGUUACUGCAUUAAGCAUAUCAAUGGUAACAUAAGGUCUAGUUAUUUUUAUUAUAAUUCCAUAGUAAACUCACAUGUGACGGAGUCUGGUUCUGUGUGACUUCUAAAUGUUUUCUAUCAUUUUUUCUCUUAUAAUACUUAUAAUUACUUUAUACUGUUAAAUAUCCUUAUACAAAUUGUUUUACAACAUAUUUUUAAUACAUUUAAGUUGUGACGAUAUUCAAAUAAUUUUGGACAUUUUAUUUUAUAUACAUAUAUAUCUUGCCUUUCUUAUGAAGAGCCAACUAAGUCACUUGUGUUUUUUUUUUCUUAUAAGUUGUACAUUAACUACUGUUCCUUGUUUUAAGGCACUAAUGUAAGACAUUGUUAUAGGUUGUGUUUGAACCCGGACUUGCAAUAGUUGUUAGUGGGCCGUAUGAGGCAGUUGAGACUAAUUUGUAAAUGAAAGGUGGUAUUAAUAAAUAUAUUUUGUUUC
Messenger RNA from Danaus plexippus (monarch butterfly), 4736 nucleotides. It is a transcript of the gene cdi, whose product is annotated as dual specificity testis-specific protein kinase 1. The transcript has 8 exons. The record is from RefSeq and is a predicted model, not a curated record. Gene Ontology annotation, biological process: actin cytoskeleton organization; protein phosphorylation. The coding region runs from base 349 to 2721 and encodes 790 amino acids. Gene Ontology annotation, cellular component: nucleus; cytoplasm. Lineage: Eukaryota; Metazoa; Arthropoda; Insecta; Lepidoptera; Nymphalidae. Gene Ontology annotation, molecular function: ATP binding; protein serine/threonine kinase activity.